AUGAAGAAGAGCUACAGAAAAUGGUACAAUGUAAUGUGCGUUCGCGUGUCUGCAGCCAAAAGAAAAUACAGAAGAUCAGUCAACAAAUACACCAAAAGAUACCUUCGUCGUGCUUCAAGGCGUGAGAGAAGACGUAUCCUCAAGUUGAAGAGUAAGGCAAUCAGAAAAUACAAUGCUGCUAUCAGCAGAAUGUACAGACGUGCAGUCAAGAGUUACAAGAGAGUUAUGAAGAGAAUGUACAGUACUGUUCUCAAGUUCCACAGAAGACUUCGCAGAUUCUCUGUAAGGUGCUUCAGAAACCGCAAGACCAGAAUUACCAAAUACAGAAGAUCUUUGAAGAAACGCAUGAACAAAUAUGUGAGAAGGUACAAGAAGGUCAUGAAGAGAUUCGUCACCAAGAGAGUUGCCAUCUUCAAGAAACUCCUCACUAGAGUCCAUUGCUCCAGAACAUGGAAAAGACGUGACGUGCGCAAAGUUAUCAGAGUCUUCAGAAGACGUGAAACAAGAGCAUACCUGAGAAGGGCCAGCGUAUACAGCCGCAAGCUGAGAAGUGCAACCGCCAGACUUGUGAAGAAUUACGCAUGUGCUUAUCAAUGUGCAACAGGAACUUUGUGCUUCAGAAGAAGACGUUAUUACCGUACCUGCCGCAGAAUCAGAUACGUGUGGAGAUUCAAAAUCAGAAGAUCCAGAUGCUUCCGUUUGAUCACUUACAGAUUCAAGUACAGACAAAUGAGAUUCAAGAAAUUGAAAUCUUGUAACACCAAAAAGGUCAAUGUAUCUGUCAAGAAAUUCACCAAAAAGCUGAAAACCAGAAGAAACAAGGCAAUUUCCGCCGCAUGGAGAAAAUACAGAGCAUGGAGAAAACUUGCUAUCAGACGUAACAAGAGCGCAUUGAAAAGAUUCACCAAAAUUGUCAACAAGAGACACAUAGUUUUGAGAACCUAUUUCAGAUCCACUUACUUGUGCAGAUCCCAACGCAUCACUAAACGUUAUUUGAGAAAGUUUGCAGCAUACAAGAGACAAUUGCGUCGUCAAAAGAGAAGGGCAAUCAGAAAAUACAAGAAAAUGCUCGCAAGAAGACUUGCAAGAGCCACCAAGUUCUACAAAUCCAGAAUUGCUAGCUACAAGAAGAUGAUCAACCGUUUGAUCUCCAGAGUUGUUAAGGGUUACAAACGUUGUUUGUCUACCAGAAAAAUAAGAAUCACCAAAUACAGCAGGCGUCUCAAGAAACUGAGAAGGAGAAUGAGGACACGCCUUUCAAGACGUCUGACCAAGAUCUACAAGCUGAAGGUGAGGCAAUAUGCUAAAUUCAUGAAAUUCUACACCAGCAAAAGACUCCGUGGUGCAGCCCGCAGACUCUACAAUGCAUACAAACUCAAGGCAAGAUCUGACAGAAACAGGGUACUUCGCAAGUUCGACAGAGCAUGGAGGAAACACAUCCGUACAUUCACAAGACACUACGCUUGUUCUUACAGAUGCACUUACCGUGCUAAAUUCUCCGUCCCAAAGAUCCGUGUUGUCUUCAGAUACAAAUGUGCCUUGCCUACCUACAGGGUGUACCGCUACAAAAUCAGGCGCUUCUGCACUUACAGAAGAUUCAGAAUCGUUAGACGCAAUAGAUGUUACCAAUACAUUCGUUGUGGAUGUGCUUAAAUGCAACAAUGACCGAACGACCGACCAACAAUCAUUUUAGUUUAGUUAUAGUUUAGGCUGUUGAGUUUACAUCAAUUGCGUUUAACAUAUUUUGCUUUUGAAAUAAAAUUCA
This is a messenger RNA of Styela clava, 1765 nucleotides long. RefSeq lists its product as uncharacterized. NCBI's taxonomy places the organism in Eukaryota, Metazoa, Chordata, Ascidiacea, Stolidobranchia, Styelidae. The record is from RefSeq and is a predicted model, not a curated record.